AUGUUCUGCUGUUCAGGAACCAUGAUAACACCACAACAAUCAAACUUGGCUCAGACUGGGAGUUCUUUUCCUCCUCCACCAGAAUAUGCUCAAUGUUAUACGAGUGAUAGAGUGAAUGGAAUUACGUAUCCUCCUCCAUUACCGCCUCCUGCAGUUCAGACAGAUUUUACUGUUUUCGGAGAAGAAUACAGAUUAAACGAUGAGAUAAUCAGAUCACUGCCUUCUCAAGGUAUAAAACAGCUGUAUCCCUUGAAAUAUGACUGGAAGACGGAGAUGAAGAAGCUCAACACUAGUGCCUUAACAGCUUUCUUAGAUUUGAUUGAAAUACUGAUUCGUUCUCCUGACAAUCCAGAGAGGAUAGAGAAGCUGAAUGAUAUUCAAACCAUAUUCAUUAAUAUGCAUCAUUUGAUAAACGAAUACCGUCCACUACAGGCUCGUGAUACGCUCCGUUUGAUGCAAAAGCUACAGCUUGAAGAAUUAGAAAAAACUAUUACUCGAUUCAGAAAACAUUUGACGGCAGGUCGAGAAGCAUUACAAGAAGAACUUUCGAUGAAAAACGUCAAGCUUCUGCCUGUCCCGAGACCUUCGCCAUUAUCGGGUAUCUCGUUGGACUCUGACGAUGACUGUGAAAUGCCUGUUUUAGAAAAAGAAAAGAAUUAUCCUAUGGAAGAAGGAGAACACAAUAACUCGGUGAUGGAAUUGAUUAGGCGAACUGCAGCCAAACCUUCCACACCCAACUUGAAGGGUAGACAAAGGAUAGACAAACUAUUCCUCGAUUCCUCCUAA
This is a messenger RNA of Auanema sp. JU1783, 786 nucleotides long. The record is from the annotation of a GenBank genome assembly. Lineage: Eukaryota; Metazoa; Nematoda; Chromadorea; Rhabditida; Rhabditidae.